GCCGCCCCAAACUUACCAAAGCCGUUGCAAGGAGAAACUCAAGACGAAACACAACAGUAGGAAUACUUCAACCAUUACACAUAAAUGUGAAGAAAAUACACAAAUCAGUCCUGAACCAUCCUCGAUAUCUGCAACUCGAGUACAACAUGUUUUUAGGGCUCAUUUUCUGCCUCUCUCUGAAUUUGUUACUCUUUGAUAAUGUGCAAACAAGUCAACAAGAACCAUCAUCUGCUAAUAUCAAUAUCAGCAAUGACCCUGAGAUGUCAAAACUUAUGGCCAGAAUGAAAUACAUUGCUCGAAGCUGCAAAGAAAUUCGUGACAAGUUUCAUGUUUCUGAGGAUGGCCUGUACUAUCUGAUCUCUUCAAGAGGAGUCCUUUACCAGACGUUCUGUGACAUGACCACUGCAGGCGGCGGCUGGACGCUGGUGGCCAGUGUUCAUGAAAACAACAUGUAUGGAAAGUGUACAGUUGGUGACCGCUGGUCUAGUGAACAGGGCAGCAAUGAAAACCGGCCUGAAGGUGAAGGCACAUGGGCAAACAAAGUCACAUUUGGAGCUGCAGAGGCUGCUACAAGUGACGAUUACAAGAAUCCUGGAUACUAUGACAUUGCAGCCCAGGAUGUUUCUGUGUGGCAUGUUCCUAAUAAUAUGGAGUUGGAACACUGGAGCCCUGGCUCCAUCCUCAGAUACCACACUGAAAAUCACUUUCUAACCCUACAUGGAGGAAACCUAUUCAAAUUAUUUAAGAAAUUCCCUGUGAAGUUUGGAAUCGGCUCCUGUAACAUUGAUAAUGGACCUGCUGUCCCAAUCGUGUAUGAUACUGGAAAUGAGGAAUCUACCAAAAACCUGUAUGGUCCUAAUUCAAGAGAAAUAUUUGAGCCUGGAUUCAUCACAUUCAGAGUCUUCAAUACUGAGAAGGCAGCCAUGGCUCUUUGUUCAGGCGUUAAACCAAUUGGUUGUCACACUGAACAUUUCUGUAUUGGUGGAGGUGGACACUAUCCUGAAUCUCCAAUACAGUGUGGUGACUUUACAAGUUUUGACUGGAGUGGCUAUGGCACUAAUACAGAAUGGAGUGCUUCCAGAGAGAUAACUGAAGCAGCUGUGCUUCUCUUUUAUCGCUGACAGAUCAAACCUUUCUUUCCUUUGUUUGUAAUUCAGUUAUCCAUUUAGUCUUUUUCUAGCUUUAAACACAUAUCCAGUACAUUACAAUUUUAAACACUUAACAUGAUUAUCUAUAUAACUGUCCUAAGUUGGAAAUAUAUCUAUAACACCAAAAUAAAUGAUGUGCAUUUCCACCUGCUAAAUAUUAAUUGCCUGUUUUAAUUCACAAACAUUCAUGCAUUCUUUUUCCUUCGACUUAUUUCCUUGUUUAUCAGGGGUCGCCACAGUGGAAUGAACCGCCAACUAUUCCAGCAUAUGUUUUACACAGCGGAUGCCCUUCCAUCCACAACCCAGUUCUUUUUGAACACACAUACACUCUCACAUGCACAAACACUCAUACGCUAUGGCAGUUUAGUUAAUCUAAUUCACCUAUAGCACAUGUCUUUGGACUGUGACCCGGAGGAAACCUACGCCAACACAGGGAGAACAUGCAAACUUCACAUAGAAAUUCCAACUGGGACUCGAACCAGCAACCUUCUUGCUAUGAGGCAGGGGUCACCAAUCUCGGUCCUGGAGGGCCGGUUUCCCUGCAGAGUUUUAGCUCCAACUUGCCUUAACACACCUGCCUGGAUGUUUCAAGUAUACCUAGUAAGACCUUGAUUAGCUUGUUCAGGUGUGUUUGAUUAGCGUUGGAGCUAAAAUCUGUAGGGCACCGGCCCUCCAGAAACAAGUUUGGUGACCCCUGCUGCGAGGGAACAGUGUUAACCACUGAGCCACCGUGCCGCCCCAUUCACAAACACUCUUUUUCAAAAUUCUUUAUUUAGAUAUUUACUUUAUUAUCUUAGGUAUACUUAAUGUAUAUGAUGAAGCAUAAGAGAAUCGGGGUCCCUGACUACAAUACAUCUACACGUAAUAUGGAUGUUUCAUAGCACUGUAAACACUCAACAUCGUUUGAUGUUCGAAAACAUUUGGACAAUACCUUUUUAAUAUUUGAAAUGACUGUUGAGGUGCUGUACAGGAAGCAUACCCUUUCUCAAAGGCUACUUGUUGAAGCAUAUUUAAGGAUGUUUGAAACUCGUGUUUACAGAGAUAAAAUAUAUUUACAAAAUUCAAGUUUGUAUCACUAUGAUAUAAAAAGUGCAUCAAUGGUUUAAAAAGAGUAAUAAAAAUCCACACCUGUUGAGACUGAAGAAUGCUGAUGUAUCAUUAUGUAGAGCACUAGAGGAAGAAAAUAAAACAAACAAACAAUGUGAAGUCUCCAACAUAGUUGACUGCCUAUUCAAUAAAUUAUGACCACUGAAAAAAACAGAGCUACGUACUCCAGUGCCUUACAUUACAUAGAAUAACAACGGCCAUCACAAUAAAACUGUUGCACCCUUUUUCCUCCCAGAUGUCCAAGAAGAGCACCAGAAAACACGGCUGUUUUGUACU
This is a messenger RNA of Danio aesculapii, 2531 nucleotides long. RefSeq names its product intelectin-like. The transcript has 9 exons. The record is from RefSeq and is a predicted model, not a curated record. Gene Ontology annotation, molecular function: oligosaccharide binding. Bases 147 to 1121 code for a protein of 324 amino acids. Lineage: Eukaryota; Metazoa; Chordata; Actinopteri; Cypriniformes; Danionidae.